This is a messenger RNA of Arachis ipaensis, 1386 nucleotides long. Lineage: Eukaryota; Viridiplantae; Streptophyta; Magnoliopsida; Fabales; Fabaceae. The record is from RefSeq and is a predicted model, not a curated record.
AUGGAGAGAGGAGAUGGUGGUUGUGGUGGCGGUUUGUCACAUGCAUCGCACGACAGUCAUGGAUCCAGUGUUUCGAUGCGAAGGAGGAGGGUGAAUGCUCAUGAUGGAUCAUGUUUCUGUGGGCUGAAGACUGUGAUUAAGAAAUCUGGGACAGCGGAGAAUCCGAAUAGAUUGUUCCAUGCAUGUCCAAGGUACCGGAAGGGUAGUCACUGCAAUUAUUUUAAGUGGGUUGAUGAUGAUGAAUUUGAAGCAGUGGGUGUGUGUGGUACAAAGAAAGAUGCAGGAGCUGAUAUAAAGGUUGAAGGCUUGUGUUCUUUCAGAAAACUCAUUGCGAGCCUUGUUUCUCCAAACCAUGAAAACCAUGCUCCUGUUACUUGCAUAGUUUCUGAUGGUGCUAUGUGGUUCACUUUGAAAGUUGCUCAAGAGUUCCACAUCCCUCACUUUGUGUUUUUCACUCCCAGUGCCUGUGGCAUGCUGGGAUACAUUAACUUUGAAGAGAUUCGGAAAAGAGGUUAUUUCCCAUUGAAAGAUGAGAAGAAUCUGCUUGAUGGAUAUCUUGAUACUAAAGUUGAUUGGAUUCCAGCAAUGAAAGGAGCAAGACUAAAAGACCUUCCCACAUUUCUUAAGACUACUAAUCCUUAUGAUGUAAUGUUCAAUUACAACAUAGUAAAAGUGAACACUGCUAUGCAUGCCAAAGGGGUUAUCCUUAACACCUUUGAAGACUUAGAAUCAGAGGUUUUGGAUGCCAUCAGAGCCAAAUACUCCAAUGUCUACUCCAUUGGUCCAUUAUCAAUGCUAUUCAAACAGCUCUCAAACUCAAAUACUCAAUUGGAGUCGAUUGAUCUGAAUCUGUGGAAGGAAGACAACAAAUACUUGGAAUGGUUGGAUAAAAGAGACAGAUGUUCUGUUGUGUAUGUGAACUUUAGUAGCUUAGUGAUUAUGACACCAAAGCAACUAAGUGAAUUUGCUUGGGGUUUGGUUAAUAGCAAGUACCAUUUCUUGUGGGUCAUAAGGCCUAAUCUUGUGCAUGAUAAUAAUAAUAAUGGUGAUGAAAAAUUAAGUGAUGAAUAUGUGAAUGUGAUUGAAAGAUGUGAGAGGGGAUUGGUAUUGGGGUGGUGCCAACAAGAGAAAGUUCUGUGUCAUGCAUCAAUUGGCGGAUUUCUAACACAUUGUGGGUGGAACUCAACAUUGGAGAGCAUAUGUGAGGGAGUUCCAAUGGCAUGUUGGCCUUUCUUUGCAGAACAACAAACAAACAGCUUCUAUGCAUGCAAAAAAUGGGGGAUUGGGAUGGAGAUUGAGUGUGAUGUUAAGAGAGAGCAGGUUGAGGGGCUUGUGAGGGAACUCAUGGAGGGGCAAAAAGGGAAAGAAAUUAAGGUUGGUUUAUAA